AUGGAUUCCUACCCCCCAGGCCUGGCGGAUGACUCUCAGCUGGAUGAUCAUAAUGCUGCUCUCGGCAGAGCUCGACCACGUCGGCACGAUGACGAAGAUGAAGGAUCGGAUAUCCUAGAAGAUGACGACUUGGAGAGCACUAUCGGAGGUCCCGCCAACGGAAACCAGAAAAGCCAGGGAUAUGCGGAGGAAGAGAAGGAGCUCCCUGCUCAUGCAUGCGCGUACUGUGGCAUUCAUAACCCUAGCAGUGUUGUGAAAUGUCUUUCUUGCAACAAAUGGUUCUGUAGCGCUCGCGGCAACACCUCCUCUUCUCACAUCGUCAAUCACCUUGUUCGUGCUCGUCACAAGGAAGUUCAACUUCACGCGGAUUCUUCCCUUGGUGAUACCAUCCUCGAAUGUUACAACUGCGGUACCAAGAAUGUUUUCCUGCUCGGCUUCAUCCCUGCGAAAUCCGACACGGUCGUCGUUCUUCUCUGUCGUCAGCCAUGUGCGGCCAUGCCGUCUUCUAAGGAUAUGAACUGGGAUACCUCGCGCUGGCAGCCACUUAUCGAGGACCGCUCUUUCUUGCCCUGGCUUGUGGGCGCGCCCACUGAUCAAGAACAACUCCGCGCUCGCCACCUCAGCCCUCAACUGAUCGCGAAGCUGGAGGAAAUGUGGAAAGAGAACUCCCAAGCGACCCUGGAUGAUUUGGAGAAGGCUACAGCCGUUGACGAUGAGCCCGCCCCGGUCCUCCUGCGUUACGAUGAUGCUUACCAGUAUCAAAAUAUCUUCGGUCCUCUCGUCAAGAUCGAGGCUGAUUACGACCGCAAGCUCAAGGAAUCCCAGUCCCAAGAUGGCCUUAUUGUUCGUUGGGAUCUUGGUCUUAACAACAAGCACCUUGCUAGUUUUGUUCUUCCCAAACUUGAACUAGGAGACGUAAAGUUGGCAGUUGGCGAUGAGAUGCGCUUGAAGUACACUGGGGAAUUGCGAUCCAAGUGGGAAGGCGUUGGCUACGUUAUCAAAAUCCCAAACAACCAGUCCGACGAAGUCACUAUCGAAUUGCGCUCCAAAGGCGAUCACAAAUCAGUACCCACGGAGUGCACACACAACUUCACCGCCGAUUAUGUCUGGAAGUCGACUUCAUUCGACCGCAUGCAGCUCGCUAUGAAGACAUUUGCUGUCGAUGAAAUGAGUGUUUCGGGUUACAUCUUCCACCGUCUCCUUGGUCACGAGGUUGCGGCUGCCCCAAUGAAGACUCAAAUUCCCAAGAAAUUCAGCGUUCCUGGUCUCCCAGAUCUGAACGGCAGUCAAAUCAAUGCCGUCAAGAGCGUGCUUCAGCGGCCUUUGAGUUUGAUUCAGGGCCCUCCCGGAACUGGUAAGACUGUCACUUCCGCCACAAUCAUUUACCAUCUAGCCAAGAUCAAUGGAGGUACGGUAUUGGUGUGUGCUCCAUCCAACGUUGCCGUGGACCAGCUUUGUGAGCGUAUCCACCGAACCGGUCUGAAGACCGUGCGUGUGACUGCCAAGUCUCGAGAGGACGUGGAAUCCCCUGUCGGAUUCCUCUCUUUGCAUGAGCAAGUUCGCCUGAACGAUAGCAACAUUGAAUUGCGGAGCGGGGAAAUUUUGAACAACGCGGAUGUCAUCUGCUGUACUUGCGUUGGUGCAGGUGAUCCCCGUCUUGCCAAGUUCAAAUUCCGAACUGUUUUGAUCGACGAGUCGACUCAAUCUGCUGAACCAGAGUGUAUGAUUCCGCUAGUCCUGGGCUGUAAGCAAGUCGUUCUGGUCGGUGAUCACCAGCAGCUUGGCCCUGUGAUCAUGAACAAGAAGGCAGCCAAGGCUGGACUGAACCAAUCUCUCUUUGAGCGCCUGGUCAUCCUUGGUUGCUCGCCUAUCCGACUGAAUGUCCAGUAUCGUAUGCACCCAGGUCUUUCCGAGUUCCCUUCGAACAUGUUCUACGAGGGUUCUUUGCAAAACGGUAUUACCGUCCAUGAUCGCCUUCGUCGUGAUGUUGACUUCCCCUGGCCCAUGAUGGACAACCCGAUGAUGUUCUGGUCAAACUUGGGCAACGAGGAAAUCUCGGCAUCAGGAACCUCCUACCUUAACCGUACUGAGGCAACAAAUGUCGAGAAGAUUGUCACCCGCUUCUUCAAGGCAGGUGUGCAGCCUAAGAGUAUCGGUAUCAUUACUCCAUAUGAAGGCCAACGAAGCUAUAUCGUAAGCUCGAUGCAGGCGAACGGAACGUUCAAGAAGGAGAACUACAAGGAAAUCGAAGCUGCUUCGGUUGAUGCAUUCCAGGGCCGGGAGAAAGACUACAUCAUUCUUUCUUGCGUGCGUUCCAAUGACCAUCAGGGCAUUGGUUUCUUGAGUGACCCCCGUCGUCUCAAUGUCGCGCUUACACGAGCCCGAUACGGCUUGGUCAUCUUGGGUAACCCGAAGGUGCUCUCCAAGCAUCCUUUAUGGAACAACCUUCUACAGCAUUUCAAGGAGCAGCACUGCCUGGUGGAGGGACCUCUGUCAAACUUGCAGGAAUCGUUGAUUCAAUUCAGCCGGCCUAAGCAGGCCUACCGUGGCCCUCAGCGUUUCCAAAUGCCCUUCAGCCAAGCCUCCAACGCCAACAAUGCCCCUGUCAAUGGCCGCAAUGGUCAUCGCAACGAGUAUCAUGAUUCUGGCUCCGUUGUCGGCUAUAUCCCUGACGAUGUUUCUUCUGUCCACGGUUCUACCCUAGGCGGAGUUGGCCUGCCUUCUGGAUAUCCUCCGAUGUUCCAGAACUUCGCCGACCAGUGGCCGACGCUAUCGGGCCGUCGAGCUAAUGGCGGCCGGCCCAAGGGCGCCCCCAGCGUUGCUGGAGAGUCCGUGGCUGCUACGGAAUCUGAUGUUACUGGAAGCAUUGUCGAUGGAAGGAGCGCUGACCAAGGUGGAGUGAGCCUGACAGGCUUGAGUAUCAAUGAUAUGAGCAAGCAGCCCAGUCUAAGCCAGUCCGAUCGUCUGAAGCGCUACGUGGAAUCUGGUGGACGUGAGCCCUAUCGUGUUGGUGUUCCAGACAACGGUAGUAUCUUCGGAGGUAGCUCUGCCAGCAUUCGCGUCACUCGCCCGGGUGUCAACGUUCACGAUGACGAUGACGCUCGCAGUGUCUCUACUGCCUUUGCUAGCCAGGUUGGUGGCAACUAUGACUGA
Messenger RNA from Penicillium cosmopolitanum, 3153 nucleotides. Its product is annotated as putative regulator of nonsense transcripts. The record is from RefSeq and is a predicted model, not a curated record. Gene Ontology annotation, cellular component: cytoplasm. Lineage: Eukaryota; Fungi; Ascomycota; Eurotiomycetes; Eurotiales; Aspergillaceae. Gene Ontology annotation, biological process: nuclear-transcribed mRNA catabolic process, nonsense-mediated decay. The transcript has 3 exons. Gene Ontology annotation, molecular function: zinc ion binding; RNA binding; ATP binding. The coding region runs from base 1 to 3153 and encodes 1050 amino acids.